This is a messenger RNA of Hibiscus syriacus, 1120 nucleotides long. Its product is annotated as protein WUSCHEL-like. NCBI's taxonomy places the organism in Eukaryota, Viridiplantae, Streptophyta, Magnoliopsida, Malvales, Malvaceae. The coding region runs from base 16 to 897 and encodes 293 amino acids. The record is from RefSeq and is a predicted model, not a curated record. Gene Ontology annotation, molecular function: DNA-binding transcription factor activity; DNA binding. The transcript has 3 exons. Gene Ontology annotation, biological process: plant organ development.
UUUUCAUCUUCCAUCAUGGAACCCCAUCAACAGAAAAACCAGCAGGCUGCAAAUGAUAUUCAAGAUAGUAGUGGCGGUGGAAGUGGCAAAGGGAGCUUUCUUUGCAGGCAAAGCAGUACACGGUGGACUCCUACCACUGAUCAGAUUAGAAUAUUGAAGGACCUUUACUACAACAAUGGAGUUCGGUCCCCGAAUGCUGAUCAGAUUCAGAGGAUCUCUGCUAGACUUAGACAGUACGGUAAAAUCGAAGGCAAGAAUGUCUUUUAUUGGUUUCAGAACCACAAGGCUCGUGAGAGACAGAAGAAAAGGUUCAAUACAACAACUGAUCACCAUCAUCAUGUCCCCAUGCAAAGACCCACCAGCAUCACACUCACGAAUAACAAGUUCCCUACCAACAUAAACCCUGGUUAUUCUCCUUCAUCUCCUUCUUCAACUGGCGUGCUUACUGUUGGGCAAAUAGGGAACUAUGGAUAUGGGUCUAUUACCAUGGAAAAGAGUUUUAGGAAUUGCUCAAUAUCAGCAUGUGGUAGCAGUACAGAAAGUGCAAGCGAAUCCCUGAGCCACAACUUUGGAUGGGUAGGGAUCGAUCCCGGUUAUUCGCCGCCAUACGCUUUCUUCGAGCCGAAAAGAUUCAUCGAUGGAAACCACGAAGAGGGACAAGAAGACGAAUAUUAUUACUAUGAAGAAGAAGAAGAAGGUGCAGGUCCACAAAUCGAAACCCUUCCUCUCUUCCCCAUGCACGGAGAGGACAUCAAUGGCUUUUGCAGCAACAUGAAACCCGAACCCGAAAGCCGCUACCCCGGGUGGUACAGGUCCGAAGAUGGCUACACCGGCGGUCGAGCUUCACUUGAACUCAGCCUCAACUCGUACACCAGCAGAUCACAAGAUUCCAUCUGAUGGGAAGAUAAUUAUUAUGAGGAUGUCUACUGUCUUCUCAAUUAGCCUACUAAUUAACUAAUUAUGCAUUUAAUGUAGUGUAAGUGUGUAACCUUUUUUCUCUAUCUAUUAUGUGCUUUUCCCCCGUCUUUUUUCCAAGAAUAUUCCAUGAUAGUGAUAACCCAAGAUACAAAGAAGGAUUAUGAAUAUGAUGAUGCUAGUUUUAGGAGAGAGUUCAUCCCCC